AAAAAAGCUUCAAAUUAUAGCUGAACAUGGGCCUGUGAGUAAAGUAUUAAAGUAGUGGAUAUAUCAUCAGCUUACUGUUAAGGACUAAAGUAGAGCCUUGACGAUUACCUUCCAAGGGCCCAACACCCAUUACAUGGGCCUGUGAGUACAAGUCGGAUCUAUUACCCGACCCGACGAUUAUUGACACGGAGAGAGAGAGAGAGAGAGUCCACGCCAACGAUCGCCGUAACCCAACGAAUCGAACAUCGUUUCGUCGCUGUGAAUUUUAACACGAAUAAUUUCCUUCUCGCGAAUAUCUUUCCGUUGGUGUAUUUCUGGAUUCUCGAUAUAUGCUUGCCUCAGAUUUCUCCUGUUUCUCCGACGCCUCUUGAGCUUUCCGUCGAUUCCGGGAGGUUGAGAGAGAGUGGGGAUCGAGAAAGAAAAGAAGGCCUUGGUGGAGAGAUUUGGAGAAGGCGAGGAAGAAGAUGAUAACGAGAUCGAAUCUAGCUGAGCAGCUGAGGGAAUAUCAGAUUAGAUCAAAGCAUGAUUGGGCCUCCGUUUCUUUCUUCUCUUCCACCUCGAAUUUCUCUUCGUCCAGAUCAUCCAACACCAUCGUUAAGGUUCGAUGUCGUGGUCUUUGUCAUAUGGGAACUAGUGAUCUUAGCAUUCCUGGUGUUUUCAGCAGUAUCCUUGUACUUCAGGCGGCUGGAACUCGCAUUCAUCCUGGUUUGUGUCAGCUUACUAUUACUUGUCUCUAUGAAAAUCACAAAGCAAGUGAGACUAGCCAGGAAGAAGAAGCGAAGGAUGCUUCUUCCUCUCUCUAUGUAAAGACUGGACACUUUGAGCAUUUUUCCAAACCUUUUAUCUUCUCACGCAGCCAAACUCAACUGUUCCCUGGAACGAACUCGUACCCAUAUGCAUCAAUGAAGAUGAAAUUUAGGCGCAGACUGACUCUGGGACGCAUCGCCGCUCUGUCCAUAGAAGAAGAGAGACCUGACCUGAGUUAGGAAACCUGACUCUGGGACGUAAUCGCUCUGUCUACGUUACUCGGAACAUAAGUUGGUUCAAAAAGUUGUUUUCCUGUAUAAAGUGGUUCUGAAACCAGACAUGUUUAGAGGUAAAAGCGAAGGGGAAAUAGUAUGGAGGUUGCAUUGUUUUCUGCUUGGCACGAUCACGGAAGAUUUUGUUUAUUUAAGCAUCUUUGUGUGAUUAGUUUGCCAUCUAACUUUUAAAAAGAAUGGUUUGCAGGAUUUUCAUGUGACUAGAAAAUAGAAAACAAAAGAACACUCUUGAAAGUGAAAGAGAGUACUAUAAAAUAAAAAAGUAGCAAGCAACUUGCUCGAAACGAACGCUCACAUGUUUCGAUCACCGCCACUACAUCUCACAUUGGCCCUCCCCAACCACUAGAGUAUUUUGAUUUGAAUAUUUGAAUAAUGCUAUAAUAGCUUCUAUUAUAUGUAUUGUUAUGAUAUGUUAAUACAAAA
Thlaspi arvense is the source of this 1463-nucleotide messenger RNA. Lineage: Eukaryota; Viridiplantae; Streptophyta; Magnoliopsida; Brassicales; Brassicaceae. The record is from the annotation of a GenBank genome assembly.